Rattus rattus (black rat) is the source of this 3936-nucleotide messenger RNA. It is a transcript of the gene Recql4, whose product is annotated as RecQ like helicase 4. NCBI's taxonomy places the organism in Eukaryota, Metazoa, Chordata, Mammalia, Rodentia, Muridae. Gene Ontology annotation, biological process: double-strand break repair via homologous recombination; telomere maintenance; DNA replication. The transcript has 22 exons. Gene Ontology annotation, cellular component: chromosome; nucleus; cytoplasm. The record is from RefSeq and is a predicted model, not a curated record. The coding region runs from base 108 to 3758 and encodes 1216 amino acids. Gene Ontology annotation, molecular function: zinc ion binding; ATP binding; four-way junction helicase activity.
UUCAAAGAAUGUGCGCACCGCCCAGCGCCGCCUGUCGUCAGUUCUCAUUGGCUAAGAACAGGACUUUACGACCGCGGGAUAUUCCUUAAACUCAAGCCCGGGCUGCCAUGGAGCGGCUUGCGACCGUUCGCGCGCGGCUGCAGGAGUGGGAACGCGCUUUUGUACGGCUGCACGGGCGACGGCCAGCAAAGGAGGAUGUGGAGGCGGCACCUGAGGAGACCCGCGCGCUCUACCGUGAGUACCGUAACCUAAAGCAGGCAGUGCGUCAGCCCGACGACGGACACCGCGUCCAAGAGCAAUCACUUGCCAAGGCAGCUGAGGAGGAACAGGAGCCAAGCUGCUGGGGUUCCCACCUGAACCGAGCUGCAACCCAGAACACACAGUCUAUUCCAAAGCAGAGCCCACUGCGUUCUGUACAAGACUAUGGGAAGAGGCUCAAAGCCAAUCUUAAAAACACACUACAGGCCGGACCAACCCUGAGUCGAAAACUCCAGCAUCAGAAGAGAUCGUUGUCCAUAGUGCCCACACCAAGGCCACCAGGCCCAAAGACUGAAUCCCCCUGUCCAGAACAAGCUAAUGAUGCUCUUCCCCAGGUUCCUGUGCCCCAGCCAAGGCAAGGCCAACUCCAGAAGCUCCAGUCAUCCCUGAGCCUGAGGUUGAGUUCCCUAGACCCUGGUUGGUUAGAGAGGUGUCAAAACAGAGUUUCAGAUCCUCUAGAGGUUCCAGGUGCCUGUGGGCUUGACCUGAGUGCAAAGGAGUCACAACCUCAGAUGUCAGGCAAGGUGAAUGUCAUUGGUCCUGACAUCCAUUCAGAAGUAUCUUCACAGAGCCCACAGGCCCUAGUCCAACAGCCAGCCCAAGUUUUGUCACAGAGCCCCAAAUCCAGCAACAGUAAAGACAGGAAGCGGAAACGGAAUGAGAAGGGGGAGGACUUUGCACAAGCCCAGCCCAGCAGCCAAGUAGGACCCCUGUCUGAGGGAACUGGGGCUACAGCACAUGGGCAAGGCCCUCCAGGAGAACCCACACAAGUGACUGUCCCUCAGCGCCGCUGCUCUUCAAACCAGGCCAGGACAGAGAAGGCUAAGAGUGCGGCCCACCUCCCCAUGUCCCCUCGGCCGGCUUCCCUAGACAGAGGGAACUAUGUUCGACUUAACAUGAAAACCAAAUGCUUUGUACGAGUUGGGGCCAGUCGGGGCAGGCUUCUCCGAAAGCAGGUAUGGAAGCAAAAGUGGAAAAAGAAACAAGAGUGGUUUGGGAAAAGUGGACCCAGGGCCGCAGUCAAGGACACUUGUUUCCGGUGUGGGCAGUUUGGUCACUGGGCAUCCCAGUGUUCCCAACCAGGCUCCACCCUGACCAUCCAGCCAAAAGGUGACAGGAAUGACAAACAUCCCAUUUCCACCUUGGGGGAAGUAGCACAGAAGACUGGCACCACUUCCUGUAAGCACUCUGGUGAGGAAACUGAACCUGCUGGACCAGUGCUACCGGUGCCUCAUUGCCCCACACCAGUGUUACCCCUCUACCCACCAGGGCCCUUGGGACAGGUAGCAGACACCCCUGCUGAGGUAUUCCAAGUCCUGGAGCAGCUAGGGCACCAAACCUUCCGCCCUGGGCAAGAGCGUGCUGUCAUGCGGAUUCUUUCUGGCAUCUCCACACUGUUAGUGUUGCCCACGGGUGCUGGCAAGUCUCUGUGCUACCAGCUUCCUGCACUGCUCUAUGCCAAGCGAAGCCCCUGUCUCACACUGGUCGUCUCUCCUCUCCUGUCACUCAUGGAUGACCAGGUGUCUGAUCUGCCUUCAUGUCUGAAGGCGGCCUGCCUCCACUCAGGAAUGACCCAGAAACAACGAGAAUCUGUCUUGAAGAAGGUACGGGCAGCCCAGGUGCAUGUGCUGAUUGUGUCCCCAGAGGCCUUGGUGGGAUGCGGGGCUAAGGGUCCUGCCAACCUCCCCCCGGCCGCUCAGCUGCCUCCAGUCGCCUUCGCCUGCAUUGAUGAGGUCCACUGCCUCUCUCAGUGGUCACAUAACUUCCGGCCCUGCUACUUACGUGUUUGUAAAGUGCUUCGCGAGCAUAUGGGUGUGCGCUGCUUCUUGGGCCUCACAGCCACAGCCACACGAAGCACUGCUCGUGAUGUGGCCCAGCACCUGGGCAUAGCUGAAGAGCUUGAGGUCAGUGGGUCAGCCAGCAUCCCUGCCAAUCUGCACCUCUCCGUGUCCAUGGAUCGAGACUCAGACCAGGCUCUGGUGACACUGCUACAAGGUGACCGCUUCCGUACCCUGGAUUCGAUUAUCAUUUACUGUGCUCGACGAAAGGACACAGAGCGGGUGGCUGCCCUCCUCCGGACCUGCCUGUCCACAAUGAGAGAUUCAAAGCCAAGAGGCCGUGGCCCUGAGACUUUAGCGGAAGCAUACCAUGCUGGCAUGUGUAGCCAGGAACGGAAACGAGUACAACAGGCCUUCAUGCAGGGCCACCUGCGCAUGGUAGUGGCCACAGUGGCAUUUGGGAUGGGACUGGACCGUCCAGAUGUCCGGGCUGUGCUACACCUGGGACUGCCUCCAAGCUUCGAGAGCUACGUGCAAGCUAUUGGCCGUGCAGGACGUGAUGGGAAGCCUGCCCAUUGCCACCUGUUCCUGCAUCCUCAGGGUGAAGACCUCUGGGAACUGAGCAGACAUGUCCAUGCUGAUAGCACUGACUUCCUGGCUGUGAAGAAGCUGGUGCAGCGUGUGUUCCCAGCCUGCUCAUGCGCCCAGAGGCCUAUGUCCCCACUUGAGGAAGUCAAAGAGCACAGUGGCCAACAAACAUACCCUGUACUGGGACUGGCCUGCCUGGGCCAUAAGCGGGCACUCCCAGUGCAGUCUACAGUACUGGCUCUGGACAUGAAAGAGGAGGCCAUUGAGACUUUGCUGUGCUAUUUGGAACUACACCCUCGGCACUGGUUGGAGCUGCUGCCAUACACCUAUGCCCACUGCCAUCUGCGUUGCCCUGGGGGCAGUGCCCAUCUGCAAGCUCUGGCCCACAGGUGUCCCCCUUUGGCUGCAUGCUGGGCCAAGUGGCCACCUAAAGACACAAGUCAGGGUAGCAGCGCCUUAGAGUUUGAUGUGGUGGAACUGGCAGACUCCAUGGGCUGGGAGUUGGCCUCUGUACGGCAGGCUCUCCACCAGCUGAAGUGGGACCCAGAGCCAAAGAAAGGUGCACCACAGGGCACAGGAGUGCUUGUGGAGUUCAGCGAGUUGGCCUUUCACCUGCACAGUCGUGGGGACCUGACAGAUGAGGAGAAGGACCAGAUCUGUGACUUUCUGUACAGCCGUGUGCAGGCUCGUGAACACAAGGCCCUGGCCCACCUACACCGAAUGUCCAAGGCCUUUCAAAGUGUGGCAUUUCCCAGCUGUGGACCCUGUUUAGAGCAGUCUGACGAGGGGCACAGCAAUCGGGUGAAGACCCUGGUCAGCUACUACUUUGAGGAGGAGGAGGAGGAGGAGGAGGAAGAAACUAUGAAGGAUCCUCAGGAUCCAAAACCUGGGCAGACCCAGCUUCAGGAUUGGGAGGACCAAGUUCGCCGCGAUGUCCACCAGCUCCUGUCCCUGAGGCCAGAAGAAAAGUUUUCAGGAAGGGCUGUGGCCCGCAUCUUCCAUGGAAUUGCAAGUCCAUGCUACCCAGCCCAGGUGUUUGGGCAGGACCGGCGCUUCUGGAGAAAGUACCUACACCUGGACUUCCACGCCCUCAUGCACCUAGCCACAGAGGAGCUCCUGCUCAGAGGCCGAUGACCACCGAACAUGGGAGGGGCUACAUGAGGGGGCAUGGGGCAAGCCAGACUGUGCCACUCCAAGAGGGUGUCAGGCUCACGAAGGCAAUGAUGUGGCCAUCACUGACUGUCAGGCAGAACCUUCUGGCUGCAGGAAGGGGAUAAGAAGAUCCAAAAUACAGAUAAAGAGCAUUCAGUAA